This is a messenger RNA of Protopterus annectens (West African lungfish), 2048 nucleotides long. RefSeq names its product ubiquitin protein ligase E3D (gene UBE3D). Lineage: Eukaryota; Metazoa; Chordata; Ceratodontiformes; Protopteridae. The transcript has 10 exons. Bases 116 to 1324 code for a protein of 402 amino acids. The record is from RefSeq and is a predicted model, not a curated record. Gene Ontology annotation, cellular component: ubiquitin ligase complex; cytosol; nucleus. Gene Ontology annotation, biological process: protein monoubiquitination; proteasome-mediated ubiquitin-dependent protein catabolic process; protein autoubiquitination. Gene Ontology annotation, molecular function: ubiquitin conjugating enzyme binding; ubiquitin protein ligase activity; cyclin binding.
UUAAAGGAAGAUAAAUAAAGUAAGAGCGGGCUGACGAAACGGUGUCUGUGACAGCUCACAUGUGUUUAGUUUGGUAGUAGCGCUCAUGGAUAAAUGAAGUUGUGUUAAGUUUACAAUGGAUUUACAGUCUCCGGAAACGUUUGUAUCUCUGUUUCUGGAGAUCCGGAAAAAAACGCAGAGUGGACAUCUAAUUUUGGGAGGAGCAGGGAUAAAAUUGAGCAAUGUUGCUGUGUCAGUAGUUACCCCUUCAUCUCUCCAGCUGAAGGUUGCUGAACACGUUCAGAACAUAGAACUUCCAGAAGGGGUCAGGAUUGUACCAUCCUCCUGUCAGAAGCUUCAGCACUUUGCUGCAGAUAAUCUGUGUUUGCGAUUUCAAGUCCACACUGAGAAUAAUGCAGAAUUUUCUCCUACUGUGUUAGAAAGCAUGAGAGCACAGAAGAGGUAUACCUUUUACUGCCAGUCCUGCAAAGAGGUCAUUAUAAGUCAGUGGGAAUUCAUCAGGGUUCUUCCAUUACCAAGUGGAGGCUGGAAUGAUGUGGUUGGAGAAUGGUGUUGUCACCCUGAUCCUUUUGCUGGUCGAAAACUUCUUCCACGAGAAAAUGACUGUUUACUCGGAGAUACUUUCUUACUGGUGGAAUCUGGAAGUUUUUGUGAUUCAGUGAUCUGGGAACCCAGAACUGACCUGAAAAAGGACAAGAGUCUACCUACGGAUGUGAUUGGUUCAAUAUCAAAAGGAAAAGAAAAUACCACCAUCUUCUGUAAACAUUGCAAGUCAAUUUUGGGAGAAGCUGCUUCACAAGAAACUGCAAAGCUGUACAUUACAGAACUGAUCAUCUUACCAGCUUUUGAGGAAAUCAGUAAAAUAGAAUUGGAUCACAGAUCUCAGUUUGUUGAAAGUUUUGUAGCUCGUAGACUUGCAGAACUGUCUGAUGCCAAAAGUAUUUUCAGAUUUUCCUUGGAAGGAUUGGAAGGAACAGUGUUUGCACUGCUUUGGCUUUUAAACUCUGAUACACUGCUGGUAGGUUGUUUCAGAAAUCUGACAUGUGAUAGCAUCUCGAAUGUGGCAGGAGAAAACACACUCAACAGCAGCCAGCAAACAUCUUAUGAAGCUAGAAGUGCAGUGAAAGUCCUGUAUCAACCUUGUGUACAGAAUGAGAACGGAAAUGUCAUAAAUAUUUGGGAAAAUGAUAUUGGAGUGCAUUCCUUAACUCUACCUACACAAACCUGUUCAGAGGUAUUGCAAAUACUCUCCUCAAGUACGCUAUCUCUUCCUUCAUCACUUCGUAGUAUGAACUCUUUCCAAGUGGCCUUUCUAAGACUUUAAAAAAUGCAGACAUCUGGGUCCAGAUUAUUAACACCAAGAGGACAAUUACUAAAACAAUUUUGUUGUGAUGUCUGAGGUCUCUAGUAAUUAGCUUUCUCAUACGAAUGAAUCCUAUUAAGACAGUCUGCAUGCUAGACGUGAACUGCAUUUGAGGCAUAUCGUAGGUCUUCAUUUUGGAGAAGUCAUUUGCUGUCAACAGAAGAAAAGCAAAAUAACAAUUCAGGUGAACUUGAAAUAUAAUUUUUCUAACCAUACAAUCAGAAUGACUUUGUGCAUUCACAGACAUUGUGUCCAUAAUUUUCAACUGCAGCUCUUCAUAAAUCAGAGGAAAAAUAUUUUACGGAGUCAUACAACAAUAUGUUGGCUGGUUCACUGUUCAUAUGUUUUAUUAAAACAUUUUUUUUAUCAAGCCUUGGACUAAAAAGUUUUCAAAGGAACUAAUUUGCCAGGUUCAAAAGACUGCAUCUUAAGCUAAAAGCUAACCACAGUUUCGCUUAUUUAGAACUAGUCACUUAAACUGGUCAGUGGAGAGCAAACCGCUGCAAUCACUGAUUCCAGUGAAGAGGCAGACAAAUCUGGAGUGAGGUUAUGUUUUAUAGAAUAGUUUUUCAUUUAAGUGUAUUGUUCUUCACAUUUGCACAGUUGUGUAUACAAUUUCCUUUUUCAUGUAUCAGCUGUUUGUUGUUUAUACCGAUUUCCAAUAAAGGUAUCUGAAGAGAAAUCA